Messenger RNA from Talpa occidentalis (Iberian mole), 5088 nucleotides. Its product is annotated as deleted in malignant brain tumors 1 protein-like. The coding region runs from base 1 to 5088 and encodes 1695 amino acids. The transcript is spliced from 25 exons. Lineage: Eukaryota; Metazoa; Chordata; Mammalia; Eulipotyphla; Talpidae. The record is from RefSeq and is a predicted model, not a curated record. Gene Ontology annotation, cellular component: membrane.
AUGCCUGUGAUAUGCCGGCGACAUUUUAAGCACCCGACAUGCGUGACCGCCAUCAUUCUCACCAACUGUGGCUCAUCCCCGUUUACAGAUGAGGAAAGAGACUGGCCGGAGCUGCGGCUGGUGGGCGGCUCGGGCCGCUGCUCCGGGCGCGUGGAGGUCCUCUACCAGGGGGCCUGGGGCACCGUGUGCGAUGACCUGUGGGACCUGAACGAGGCGGAGGUCGUGUGCCGGCAGCUGGGGUGCGGCCGGGCCAUGUCUGCCCUUGGCAAGGCCCACUUUGGCCCGGGCUCUGGAGACAUCUUCCUGGACAACCUCCAGUGCGCGGGGGUGGAGCGUCACCUGGGCCAGUGCGCCCACUCGGGCUGGCGGGAGCACAACUGUGGCCACCACGAGGACGCCAGCGCCAUCUGCUCAGGUAACCUCUCCUCUUCCAGGUGGUCACUGCCAAUCCCCAGGUACUCCAAGACCCCAUGCUGGAAUUCAGAGGUAGCCGGGGGCAAAGAGGCCUGGUGGACCAGAGGCGCCUCACACACCCCACCUCUGUCCACAGGAGACUGGCCGGAGCUGCGGCUGGUGGGCGGCUCGGGCCGCUGCUCCGGACGCGUGGAGGUCCUCUACCAGGGGGCCUGGGGCACCGUGUGUGACGACCUGUGGGACCUGAACGAGGCGGAGGUUGUGUGCCGGCAGCUGGGGUGCGGCCGGGCCAUGUCUGCCCUUGGCAAGGCCCACUUUGGCCAGGGCUCUGGAGACAUCUUCCUGGACAACCUCCAGUGCUCAGGGCUGGAGCACUACCUGGGCCAGUGCUCCCACUCCGGCUGGCAUGAACACAACUGUGGCCACCAUGAGGAUGCCGGCGUCAUCUGCUCAGAUGCGGAAGACCUGCCCCCUCCCACACCUCCAGGUCUCCCUUCAGUUUCUCAGGAUCAUAUUCCAGGAGGAGACCAUUCUUGUGGCGGGGUCAUCUCCAGCUUCUCUGGCUCGUUUUCCAGUCCGCUGUACCCGGACAACUACCCAACAGACAUGCAGUGUGUCUGGGAGAUCCAUGUGGAUAAAAACUUCCGCAUAGAACUUGUGAUCCCAAGUUUGAAACUAGAGGACAUACUCGGAUGCCCCUAUGACUCCGUUGAAAUCUUUGAUGGCCCCAGGAUUGCCUCUCUCUCCAUGGGGAAGUUCUGUGCCUCGGUCGCCGUGAUGUUUUUCUCCUCCUCAGACAUCAUGACAGUGGUGUUCCGGAGUGACUCUAUGAUCACCAACACCGGCUUCUAUGCUCUGUUCAAUGCUAUUCCACAGAACGAAAUGGAGGCAGAUAAUGGGCCAGAGCUGCGGCUGGUGGACGGUUCUGGACGGUGCUCUGGACGCGUGGAGGUCCUCUACCAGGGGACCUGGGGCACCGUGUGCGACGACCUGUGGGAUAUGAAUGAGGCUAAGGUCGUGUGUCGACAGCUGGGGUGUGGAUGGGCCAUUGCUGCCCCUGGAAAAGCCCAUUUUGGCUCAGGCUCUGGAGACAUCCUCCUGGACAACAUUCAGUGCUCAGGGAAUGAGAACCACCUUGGCCAGUGCCCCAGCUCCGGCUGGUCAGACCACAACUGUGGCCACCACGAGGAUGCAGGUGUCAUUUGCUCAGGAGGAAGUAAUUCUUGUGGAGGGGUGAUUUCAAGUCUCUCAGGCACCUUCUCCAGCCCCUGGUAUCCAGCAAACUACCCCACAGACGUGGAGUGUGUCUGGGUGAUCCACGUGGCUGAGAAGUUCCACAUCGAACUGAAGAUCCCAAGUCUGAAGCUGGAGGACAUCUACGGGUGCCCUUACGACUUCAUCGAAGUGUUCGAUGGGCGACAGAGAGCCUCGCUCUCCAUGGGCAGGUUCUGUGCCGGGGCAGACCUCACGUUCUUCUCCUCCUCGAACAUCGUCACUGUGGUAUUCAGAAGUGACGCCAUGAUCACCAACACGGGCUUCUAUGCGCUGUACAACACGGUUCAGCAAGAAGAGCGUGAGAGCGGUGUGUCGCUGAGGCUGGUGAAUGGCAGCCACAGGUGUGAGGGCCGGGUGGAGGUCCUCUACAACGGCACCUGGGGCACGGUGUGUGACGACAGCUGGGACCUGACGGACGCCUGGGUGGUGUGCCAGCAGCUGGGCUGCGGCCAGGCCCUGUCAGCCCCCUCUCAGAGCUACUUUGACGGGGGCAUGGGCCACAUCAUGCUGGACGACGUGCAGUGCACAGGGAAGGAGGCCAAGGUGUGGCAGUGCCUGCACAAUGGCUGGUUCUCCCACAACUGUGGGCACCAGGAGGACGCCAGCGUCAUCUGCUCCGCGACAACAUCAUCACCAACAAAAGAGCCAGACACGUUUCCUGAGGCCAAAGGGGGUGGCCCAGCGGUGACUGCUGUCCCUCCCCCAGACGUGGCCCUCAGGCUGAGCGGCGGCGGCCACCCCUGCGAGGGCCGCGUGGAGCUGCGCCACAACGGCACCUGGGGCACCGUGUGCGACGACGGCUGGGACCUGCGGGAGGCCCAGGUGGUGUGUCGGCAGCUGGGCUGCGGGGCGGCCAUGGCAGCCCCCGGGCGCGCGAGCUUCCAGCGGGGCCUGGGCCCCAUCGCCCUGGACGACGUGGAGUGUGCGGGCACCGAGGCGCGGCUGUGGCACUGCCUGCACAGCGGCUGGUUCUCCCACAACUGCGGCCACCACGAGGACGCCGGCGUCGUCUGCUCAGCCUCCCUGCAGGGUGCAACAGCCUCAGCUGCUGGAAGCUACCCAGCCUCAGGUCUGAGCCUGCGGCUGGUGAAUGGGUCGAGCAGGUGUGAGGGCCGAGUGGAGGUCUACCACGCCGACACCUGGGGCACCGUGUGUGACGACAGCUGGUCCAUCGAGGACGCCCACGUGGCCUGUAGGCAGCUCGGCUGUGGCCUGGCCGUGUCUGUUCUCCCGGGGGCCAGCUUCAGCCCCGGGUCAGGCAGCAUGCUCCUGGGCGACAUCAACUGCACGGGCAGCGAGGCGUCCCUGGACCAGUGCCCUCACGGAGACUGGUUCGCCCACAACUGCAGGCACCGCGAGGACGUCGGCAUCAUUUGCUCAGACCUGCCGGAGGUGAGGCUGGCAGAUGGCAGCGGCAGGUGCAAGGGCCGCGUGGAGCUGCGCCACAACGGCACGUGGGGGACGGUGUGUGACGACCUCUGGGGCCUGCCGGCGGCGCAGGUGGUGUGCCGGCUGCUGGGCUGCGGGAUCGCGCUGGCAGCCCCCAGGAGCAGCCUGUUUGGGGAUGGCUCCGGCCCCAUUUUCCUGGACAAUGUGAGGUGCACGGGCAACGAGACCAACCUGGGGCAGUGCCAGCACCUCGGCCUGUCCGUCCAUAACUGCGGGCACCACGAGGACGCCGGGGCCGUCUGCUCAGAUCUGCCCGUCAUCAGGCUGGUGGACGGGAGGAGCCGCUGCGAGGGCCGCGUGGAGCUGCAGCAUGACGGCGCGUGGGGCACCGUGUGCGACGACCUCUGGGACAUCGGCGCCGCCCACGUGGUGUGCCGGCAGCUGGGCUGCGGGGAGGGCAUCGGCGCCCUGGGGAACGGCCACUUCGGGGAGGGUGUGGGCAGCAUCCUCCUGGACGACGUGCAGUGCCAGGGCAACGAGACCACCCUGGGCCAGUGCCAGCACCUGGGCCUGUCCAUCCACAACUGCGGCCACCACGAGGACGCUGGGGUCAUCUGCUCAGGUGCUCACUCUUGUUCUGAUUCGGUAGUUCCAGUGGAGCCAUCGCUCUCCAGCUCCCAGGCGCUGCCUGUGAUGCUGGCCGUGGGCCAUGUUCGGGCGGCAGGCGUUGCCCCCCCCACUUCCACGCAGCUGACUGGCUCUCCCCCCUCAGAGCUCCCCCUGCGCCUGGUGGGCGGCAGCCAGCGCUGCGAGGGUCGCGUGGAGGUCCUGCACCAGGGCGUGUGGGGCACGGUGUGCGAUGACCACUGGAACAUCAAGAAUGCCCGCGUCGUGUGCCGCGUCCUGGGCUGUGGUCACGCGCUCGGGGCACCUGGGCACGGCUACUUCGGCCCAGGCCACGGCCCCAUCCUGCUGGACAACGUGCGCUGCGCGGGCACCGAGGAGGCACUGGAGGACUGUGCCCACGCGGGCUGGGCUCAGCACAACUGCCAGCACGAGGAGGACGCGGGCGUGGUCUGCACAGCUCUGGUCCGGCCUCACACUCUGGAGAGACCCUCACUCAACGGUCCAGCUGACUCUGUCAUACCCAAGGACAAUGCCCAGCUCUCCUGCUUGCCUCACCUCUUCCAAGUCAUCAUCGACCGAGGGUACCUCCGGAGGCUGGGCUACUCCUCCUGGGACUUCCACUUGAACGAUGAGCUGUGCCGCCCCCAAGUCACGGGGCGCUACCUGAUCUUCAACAUCCCCUAUGGCCGCUGUGGCACCGUCAGGCAUGAAAACCCCGGCUCCCUCAGCUACUCCAACUCCAUCAGAGGCCGAACGCGGGGCCACCCCGGCCGAGUGGUCGUGCGGCACAAGGUGCCUCAGCUGAAGUUCGCCUGCAGUGUGGAUGGCCCGGCUGCAGCUAAAACUGAGCCUGGGGCUGACGUCCCAAAGGCAGGUGCCAGCUACGACAUGUCCAUAUCCUUCCUGGAGUUGCCUGUGUCCCGGCAUGGGGGGCGCUUUCGGCCAUAUUACGGCAGCCACAGGAAGGAGGUCUUCCUGCAGGCCACUCUCCACAGCGCUGACCCCAGCCUGAGGAUCUUCGUGGAUACCUGUGUGGCUUCUCCAGAUGCCCAAGACUUCACAACUGUCAAGUACGAUUUGAUCCAGCAAGGAUGCAUCAAAGACAACACCUAUGUCAACCUCCACUCCCAUCAGAAGAACACAGCGCAGUUUAAGUUCAACGCCUUCAGCUUUCUCGACAGCUAUGAUGUGGUCUAUGUUCAGUGUAAGAUUGCUGUGUGCAAAGCGGGCGACCUCUCCUCCCGCUGCUCCCAGGGCUGUGCAGGGCGGAGUAAGAGGGGUUCAGGCCCCAUGGAGCCCACAGAAGAGCCAGCGGAGCAUUUACAAACAGUGGGGCCACUGGAAAUCCACAAAGGAACUGGUCAGAGCAAAGGUCUUGUGUGA